AUGGAUUUCAAAGCUUGGAAUAUGUUCUGGAGAUUAUGUUUUGGAUUCUUUGCAACUUUGACCAUAACGGGAAAUAUUCUCAUCAUCUGGAUUUUUCUUAAGCUGAGACGCCGAAAGCGUUCCUCAUUUCUUCUGAUACGUUUGGGCCUGGCAGAUUUACUGGUUGGAGGGCUGACCAUUCCUCUUUUCAUAGGAACAUAUGAAUCAGCUUCAAUAACAACAUGGCGCGUUUUCAACUGUGUUGACAUGUCUACAAGUACAUCGUCCAUUUAUACACUUGCUGUUAUUUCCGUGGAGAAAAUGUUCGCCAUCGGUUGGCCUCUUCGUUACAGAACUACAAACUUUCGUGUUUAUAUCUGUGCUAUUGCCCUACCGUGGAUCAUAGCAGCAAUACUCACUAUAACAGAUGCAAACUUAAACUCCAUUACAAGAUACAGCGUAAUCUGCCCUAUAGUUUUGUUUCCUGCAACACCUCUAUUAGUUAUGUGUGUAGCGUAUUAUGUUAUUUGGAGGAAACAAAAAUCACCAAUAUGUAACCAUAAGAAAUGUCAUCAGAGAGGCCAAAUUAGCAAACACAUUAUUUUUGAUUACAGGAGCUUCUGUUUUCACCUUACUUCCAUUCCAGAUUCUGAACCUGUUGGUAUAUUUGCAAAUAACUGCAAACUUUUCUCAUCUGCAACCGACGGUACUCGUCAUCGGGGUUUUACAAUAUAGCAAUUCGUUCGUGAACGUAAUUAUUUAUCCAUUAAGAAUUCCAGAAUUAAAAAACUGCCUGCUACACUUACUUCGUUGUUGUGUAGUUCCCCAUCAG
This is a messenger RNA of Pocillopora meandrina, 811 nucleotides long. NCBI's taxonomy places the organism in Eukaryota, Metazoa, Cnidaria, Anthozoa, Scleractinia, Pocilloporidae. The record is from the annotation of a GenBank genome assembly.